ACUAGUGCUGCAGUGUUUUGAAAAUAUUAACCGUACGGGCGGGGUUUAAUUCCCGUAAUUUAGUAGCACGGAUAGUACGGUGUUGCAACGUACAGUAAUAUUAUAUAAUUUAAAAUUCAGGAUGCUGAAUAAAUUUGGCAAGGGAGUUCGAUUUGGUGGAGAAUUUCGUUGAGAGCUUGCAUAGUUUUGAUACUUCAUUUUGUGACAAUGAAAGUACAAAUUAACCAAUGCGUAUCACAGAGCGUGUGCACAGUGAGGGCGCUCGGUGCAAGCUCUCUAUUAAUAGCAAAAAUAGACGCAGAGACGAAACACCUGUGAGACAAUUAAAGGUGUUAGAAGACACAAUUUACUUUGGAAAUCCACAACUAUAGACAAUUGAUAAUCUGUCAUCAGACAUAGACUUAAUUAGAUCAUCAUAUGCUUUGUGUUCUCAUUUCUGGGGGCGUGGCCAUGAGAAUUCUUCCGUUGUGUCAUAAUUCAGGAAACAAUGCGAGAUAAGAGUUUCCACGAGUACGGGAAAUUACACAUCAUUCUAGGCCACCCCGUGGAUGUGUACUGCACGGGGUAACAUUAAAAGCACGUCAGAGAUAUUUUGACAACAAGGAACCUUGCACGUAAUUUGCCGGCCUUUUGUGUGAAGCCGUAUUUCUGAGUUGUCUGCGUUACAGCUUUGUGGGCGGGGAUUGCCAAGUUUCGAUCAUUGUCAUCGUGCAUCUGCAUGACGAUUAUAGCCAGGUAGUGGCUUCAUAACUGCAAUCUUCUGACGGCAUAUCUCCAACAUGGCCAGCAUUGACUCCGCACCCCAGCCCGUUCGGAUGUUCCUGUGGACCGUACCCCGCUCAGUCUCCACGGCCUUCGAACGAUGCAUGAGCGGUCUAGGCAACGUAGCCCUAGUCCACGAGCCCUACACCACGGCCUACUACUUUGGUCCCGAUCGCAAGUUCCUCAACACCCCGUUCCUACCGGUCGAGCACGACUACUCCUACGCCAAAGUCAAGGCCAUGAUGGAAGCCGAGUUUUACGAGAAGGAUUACGUCUUCGGCAAAGACCACGCCUACUCCUUGGACGAACGCUACGACUCGAUACCAGAUGGGUUCAUCCAUACGAUUCUUAUUCGAGACCCUGCCAGGGCGUUGGCCUCGUUUUAUGAUGUCUGCAACAUGCCGAUUUUGAGAUACUACAGCAUCUUGAAACAUGUCCUACCAGAAGGCUACGCAUUCAAGCAACUCUACGAUCUCUACGAGCAUCUAAAGAGCACCACGGACCGGGAGCCAGUGAUCUUAGACUCCGACGAUCUGCUCAGAUACCCGGAGCAGAUGAUCCGCCGCUACUGCGAGGCGAUUGGGGUUCCUUUUAACACCAGCAUGCUGGAUUGGGAUCCACAGGUCAACGUGACUCAGUCCUGGGCUAGUAGUCUCAAGCUCAUGCAGCAUAUCGGAGUUUACGAGAAGGCACUCAAGAGCACCAGUUUUAACGUUCGUCAUCAGCCCAAGCAGGUUGACGUGCUCUCACUGCCUGCCGAGUACCAGCACGCUAUCAAAGUCUCGCAGCCGUUCUACGAUAAACUGUACGAGAAGAGACUAAUUCCGGAAGACAGAGAGACAGAAGUCUAAGUUAAUUACAGUAAGGGUGAAAAAUAACAAAUUGAGCUUGCACUGAUUCCAAACUCCAUGAUAUCUUUAUCAAAUUAAAGAACAGCUUGACUUGGAAAAGAGCAGCUCCCUACAAAAACUUGCAAAGUUUUAAAACAUUAUUGUCGUGGACAAGAUUUUACUAAAAGCAACUUGGCUUUGUGACGUCCUAACAAGUUAUUGAAGUGCCCCAUAAAGCCUUAGAAAAUUUUGCCUCCCGAUAACCAGAACAGUCAGUUCAAAAACCUAAAAUGUAUUCCUUUCAAGGUUUCCAGGAAAUCUUUCUGUAAAAUAAACAAUAAAAGUGCGAUUGUAUCAAUUGUAAAUUUAGGGUGAGUUAAUUUCUGCAAUGAAGAUAUUGUAAUUGAUCAGUGAAUCGAAGAAAAUAGCUUGACUAAUUAACCUGAGUAAAUAAAUGACGGAUAAUUUAUCAAGACAUAUUUAUUAUGUUGA
Messenger RNA from Patiria miniata (bat star), 2084 nucleotides. RefSeq lists its product as uncharacterized. The coding region runs from base 780 to 1613 and encodes 277 amino acids. NCBI's taxonomy places the organism in Eukaryota, Metazoa, Echinodermata, Asteroidea, Valvatida, Asterinidae. The record is from RefSeq and is a predicted model, not a curated record. The transcript has 3 exons.